This is a messenger RNA of Siniperca chuatsi (mandarin fish), 2534 nucleotides long. RefSeq names its product basigin (gene bsg). Lineage: Eukaryota; Metazoa; Chordata; Actinopteri; Centrarchiformes; Sinipercidae. The record is from RefSeq and is a predicted model, not a curated record. Gene Ontology annotation, cellular component: cell-cell junction. The transcript is spliced from 9 exons. The coding region runs from base 178 to 1350 and encodes 390 amino acids. Gene Ontology annotation, molecular function: cell adhesion molecule binding. Gene Ontology annotation, biological process: cell-cell adhesion.
UGCUGAUCAGGGCGUGUGCGUGAGGUGCAACUAGAGGACGACCGCAUCGGUUCCGUUGUGGAACAUUCACCUCCUACAUCGCGCUGGCAGUUCACAACUAAAGGAGGAAGAAGAUUCAGCCCGCCGUAGUUAACAUUGGGUUUAUUUGACGAUUUAGUCAAUUCUAAAUUAUCAACCAUGAAGUUACUGUGGUCUGUCAGUGCCCUUCUGUUGAGUUGUUGGCGAGCCAGUGCGUCCACAGCGGGCUUUAUCAAGUCUCCCCUGUCUCAGAUGAAGCUGAUCAGUGACAGCGCACAGCUGCAUUGUGAGGUGAUAGGGAACCCCAUCCCUGAGGUGCAGUGGUGGUUUGUAGAGGGUGAAGAGCCCAACGAGACCCUCACCCAGCUCUUUGACGGUGCACGGGAUGACCGUGUACAAAUAAAUGCCACAUAUAUAGCACAUGCCACUAGCACCAUUCACCUCACUAGCCUCACCUUCGACGACUCAGGCACGUAUGAGUGCCGCGCUUCCAACGACCCUGACCGCAAUGAACUGAAGAAGACGCCAAAAAUCAAGUGGAUCCGCUCGCAGGCAAACAUUAUUGUGAUCGAAAUUCCAAAGAUCAUUACUGACCCUUUUGAGGUCAGCAACCAGACCUCCGCUGUCCUCAGCUGCAAUUUGACAGAGUCCAGCCUUCCAAUCAAGGGCUCCCACUGGUUGCACAAUGGCAAACUCAUCGAAGAUUCCAAGUCCACUGAGGCCACUCCAUUCACGGUCCUUCGUUUGGACAAGAUCACGCACAGUUCUGGUGGAAAGUAUGAAUGUGUGUUCCUGACUGAGCCAGAGGUGAAGCAGACAAUUGAAGUCAAAACACUUCCCCAUGUUUCUGCCUACAAGCACUCUGAGCAUGGCAAUGAGAUGGACAAAGGUGUGAUAGUCUGUGUGAGCCACAGCUAUCCACUGCCUACUGACUGGACGUGGUUCAAAGUGGAAGAUGGCAUCCAAAUUCCAAUCUUCAACGGCACUAGCGACAAAUAUGAGAUCAAGAGCACCCCUAACAAGACCACUCUGACCAUUAAUAACCUGAGCAUCGAAAACGACAUUGGAGACUACAUCUGCUCUGGAACCAGUGAAUUUGGCACAAGAAGCGACAAGAUCCACCUGCGCGUCCGCAGUCGGCUGGCUGCUCUGUGGCCCUUCCUUGGCAUUGUGGCCGAGGUCAUCAUCCUGGUGACCAUCAUCUUCAUCUAUGAGAAGAGGAGAAAGCCUGAUGAGGUCAAUGACGAUGAUGACUCAGGAUCUGCUCCUCUGAAGAGUAAUUCUAAUGCGAAUCACAAAGACAAGAAUGUGAGGCAAAGGAAUUCUAACUAGAAGCUGAAAGAGAUGGACGACCCAGAUGGCAGUCCAGGAUUCAGCUGUUGUGUUGCACAUUAUACUGUGCACCCUGCAGUUUUAAGUACCUUUUUGUGCUUGGGUGUUAAUGUUUUAAGAAGUUGUCUGAUUUCCUCUUUUGUUUUCUUCUAUAUUCUUCACUUAGUACAGCUUGAGAACAUAGUGUGAAGUAAUUUCUGCUUGAGACCGUGGGGCAAAUAUUGCAUGAGUUUAAAAUGCUGUUCUAGCCAAGUGUGUGUUCGUUGUAAAAUCAUUAGAAUGUUCAUGUGAGGAAUGCUUAGUUUGUGCUUAUUUUCUGUUAAUACUGAUGCUUCCUACGCUGACCUCACGGUUGUCAGUCUUUUGCUUUUAUAUUCUCCAAUGUGGAAUGGUUACUUGUAAACCAGCACAAGUUACGUUCAGAGGAUCUGAAACAUUUUUGAUCCUGAUACAUCACUGCCAUUCUUAUAGUAACAACUGGAGUGUGCUUGAAUUCACACGUUUGAUCUGUCCCCACAAACCUCCCUUAGCAGAGUUUUAUACUUUGCCUUAACAAACACCAUUUCGUUAUGCAUUUUGUUACCUGUUACAAGAUUUAAAUGUGACACUUAAAAUUAAAUGCAGAAAUGAUUAAGAUUCAAUGUCUGCUAGGUUUUGUUGCCGCAAGAAAUUAUAGUUCUUUCAGUAGGAAGGCUUUUGUCCCUUUUAAAUCAUGCUUUUAUUUCCUUUUCCUAUUCACAUAUUUUAAAUUGGAGUUUGAGUCACCAAUGUUCCUGUUGCUGAUGUCGCAUCCACAUAAAAAUAUAUUGUUAUGGACCAAGUGCAAGAGAUAUAACAUCUGUUGCUUCUGUCGAAUGCAACUUUAAUACUACGCACUGAUGUUUCAAUCUAAUACAUCAGAUAAACGUUUAAUAAGAUGUUUUUCUUUCUCAUUCAGUGGGAUCUGAGAUAAAACAUUUGUGUGCGAUUGUUGGACCGUCGUCUCUGUUCCCUUCACUGUGUAGAUGAUUAAGAAGCCAUAUGUUCCAUUUAACCUGAGUAGUGUUGUGAUUGGAUGUUACCAUUUCAGAGUUACACAAAUAAAAAGAUCUAGCCAGAAUUGUGUAAAUUGUUGUAUCUUCCGAGUACAUGGACCACCAUCUGUUGUACAACAAGCACAAACUGAAUAAAGGUAUUGGAUUUUA